AUGGAUUCCACUACUUCACGCCAAUUCGCGCUCUGCCCUAAACCAGCCAACGGAAGACUAAAUGGCAUUAAAACCAAAGCAACAACGAGUAAAGAGCAAAAAAAAAAAUUUUUGUUAACUGUCGUAGGAGCAGCUCACCACGCCGAGAAAGUAGUAGUAAAGGCAAAAAGAAAGCAAAAGCAGUUCAACAACGUGAAAAAAAAAAGAGAAACCUUAAAAGCAGAAACAAAAACAAGCAAACAUAAACGAGGUGGUUGUUGUUCACGCCAUCAGGUUGUGCUGCGUAAUCUUGCCCUUGGGCGUGAUGAGCUUGACGUGGAUGCCACGCUGCUGCAGCUUGCCGGCAUCGCGCAGCUCCUCGUACUGGGAGCGGAGAAUGUUCGUGAAGCCCCAGUACUUGGACAUGACAACGAUCUGGCGGCCGGGGAACUUCAUCUUGGCGCGGCGGAGAGCCUCCAACGCCUGUGGAAUGUAACCCUCCUUCGUGCGCAUCGACAAGAGAAUCUGGCCAAUGCGAACACGAGCGCAGGUUCCGUAGGCUUA
Messenger RNA from Trypanosoma rangeli, 543 nucleotides. RefSeq names its product large subunit ribosomal protein L10e. The record is from RefSeq and is a predicted model, not a curated record. The annotation marks the transcript as partial. NCBI's taxonomy places the organism in Eukaryota, Euglenozoa, Kinetoplastea, Trypanosomatida, Trypanosomatidae. The transcript has a single exon.